AUGGCAAAUGUAUUUCCAACUUUGUCAAAAGUUUGGGAUUCUAUUUCUUUCUUUGUCAGUUUUCAUUUAUUUGGCUGUCUCUCUCUCUCUCUCUCUCUCUCUCUCUCACCUCAUUGCCCUAGCAUUUAUUUAUUUGGCUGGCUUUCUUUCAUCCUUUAUUUAUUUGGAUCUCUCUCUCUCUAUUUAUUUGGAUCUCUCUCUCUCUAUUUAUUUGGAUCUCUCUCUCUCUAUUUAUUUGGAUCUCUCUCUCUUUAUUUGGAUCUCUCUCUCUUUAUUUGGAUCUCUCUCUCUUUAUUUGGAUCUCUCUCUCUCUCUUUAUUUGGAUCUCUCUCUCUUUAUUUGGAUCUCUCUCUCUUUAUUUGGAUCUGUCUUUGGAUCUCUCGCUUCCUCUCUCCUCCCCAUCUUACUCUCUCGACCCACCUCCCCAUCUUACCCCCCCACCCUCUAUUUGGCUCUUUCUCUUGCAUGGUUUUUUUUUUUUCAAUUCCCUCCUUCAUGCUUAGUCUUUUUUUUCACUAUUUCAUCUCUCUUCUUUAUUUUAUCUUUCAUUUUGCUCUCCUCCACCCUAUACAUAUUUUUUUAUCUUGCUCUCCUAUUCUCUUCACCCUCUUGCUCUCUUCAUUUUAUCCUCACUCCCUCCCACCCACUCUUUUUCUUGUUAUUCUCUCAUUUUACUUAACAUAUCUUUUUCCCCUUUAA
Acanthosepion pharaonis is the source of this 699-nucleotide messenger RNA. Lineage: Eukaryota; Metazoa; Mollusca; Cephalopoda; Sepiida; Sepiidae. The record is from the annotation of a GenBank genome assembly.